Messenger RNA from Closterium sp. NIES-65, 1053 nucleotides. The record is from the annotation of a GenBank genome assembly. NCBI's taxonomy places the organism in Eukaryota, Viridiplantae, Streptophyta, Zygnematophyceae, Desmidiales, Closteriaceae.
AUGGAUGCGGCGCGUGGCGCUCGAGUGCGCCUAGCGCCGCCAGGCGGAUCGCAGCGCGGCGAAGGCGGCGGCGCGAAGCCAAGCCGCGAAAGCGCGCGCGAGCGGGAGUCGCGCGAGCGGGAGGCGCGGCGGCAGCAGCUGCAGCGGUCGCUGGACGAGGCGCAGAAGCCGCUCGCCGCCGCCCUCGCCGUCGCCUGGAAAGGCAUCGUGUGCGGCGCUGCUGCACCUGCUGGCGUUCAGCGCGCACCAGCGCUGGCGUCGGUGCGGCAGGCAGCGGUGCGCGUGUGUGCGCGCAUGGCCACUGUGGGGGGGCGGUGGUGGCGGGAGAGUGUCACGGGCGCCAUGCUGCUCGGCCUCUCCGCCUAUGUUGAUGCCCCGCACCCCGCCCCGCCGGCACAGCCCCUUGAAGCCCUCUCUCUGUUCCUUACUGCCCUGCCCCGUACGCCGCCCCGUGUGAAGCCCCCUGCUUCCCCACCGCCUGCUCACAUCCUUCAACUCAACAACUCAACAUGCCUGCGCCCUCUCCUGCCCUCCUUGUCUGCGCCGCCCUACCCUGGGUGCCCGUGUGUGUGCUGCGUGUGCCCUUUGCGCCUGCACCCCACCUGCUCUCUCUGUCUGCACCAGGCGACCACGUGGUGCUGGACGCCUGCACUGCCCUCGCUGCCUCCCUCCUCGCCUGCCUCCACACCCCUCUCCCGCCCACUCCGCCACGCCCCCAUUCCCGCCCUCCCCCUUCCCUCCUCGCACCCCCUCCCACUGUGCUCCCUUCUCCCCCUCGUCCACCUCGCCCCUCGUCCCGCCGCUCGCCACCCUCACCGCCCCUUGCUCGCCGCGCUGUGGCGCCUCCACCUGUCACGCUCCGCACCUGCUCUCCGCAGUCAUGGCACGCAGGCCAGCACGGGUAGCACGGGUUGCAUGGGCAGCAAAGGCAGCAAGGGCAGGGAUGGUGGAGGGGGUAGGGAGGGAGAGAGGGGAGGCGUGGUGGCGCGGGCUGCUGAGUGGCUGUGGGGGGCAACAGUGCGGGGGAUGCGGGUGUGGGAGGGGAAGCGGUGA